Molecule: messenger RNA, 426 nt
Organism: Nicotiana attenuata
Lineage: Eukaryota; Viridiplantae; Streptophyta; Magnoliopsida; Solanales; Solanaceae
Product: aquaporin-1-like
Exons: 2
Coding region: 1-426 (141 amino acids)
Biological process (GO): transmembrane transport; response to water deprivation
Cellular component (GO): plasmodesma; vacuole; plasma membrane
Molecular function (GO): water channel activity
Source: RefSeq, a predicted model, not a curated record
AUGAAUGCGAAAGAAGUAGUGCAAGCAAGCACAAAAGUCAGCCCCUCGGGCACAACACUGUUAACAGAUAACGCCAGGAUAUCAGGUGGACACAUUAACCCUGCGACAUUUGGUAUUUUUCUGGCAAGGAAAUUGUCUCUAACCAGGGCAGUUUUCUACAUUGUGAUGCAAUGCCUUGGUGCAAUCUGUGGUGCUGGUGUUGUCAAAGGGUUCCAGCCAUCUUUGUAUCAGGUUAAGGGUGGAGGUGCCAAUGUUGUAAAUCAUGGUUUACACCAAAGGAGAUGGCCUUGGUGCUGGGGAUUGAGAUUGUUGGCACUUUUGUUCUUGUCUAUACAGUUUUUUCUGCUACUGAUGCCAAAUAUAAUGCAAGGAGACACCAUGUCCCGUGUGACUACUUAUCUUGACUUCUCAUUUUUGUACUUGUAG